AUGGCAGAUGCUCCAACACAUUUCUUCAAGUUCAUCCGUCCACCAUUCAAUCUUAACCUUUCGAUUCCAAGAGCUUUUUUACCCAACUUGAAAGGUGGAAGAUGCUCGAAAGCAAUAUUAAGACGAGGGGGUCACAAAUGGCCGGUGGACAUUGUCGACGGUGUCUUUUCCGGUGACGGUUGGAGGAAGUGUGUGAUGGAAAAUGGAGUCCAAGAGUUUGACUUUAUGGUGUUCAAACAUCAAGGAAACAUGAUGUUUGACUUUUUGGUGUUUGACCCAUCUGCAUGUGAAAAACAGUAUCCAAAUCCAUCAGACGAAAUGGACGUUAAAGACCACCUCACAGAAUCAGAAUCUGAAAAGGAAGAAGCAAAACAUGAACUUGGUGACGAUCGGUGUUUCGUAUCUAAAAUCACACCUUAUUAUAUCAAAUCUUCAAAACUGAGUGUUCCAUUGAAAUUUGCAAGGUCGAACGGGUUGAUUACUAAAAGGAUACAUAGACAAGUAAUUGUAAGGGAUGAAAGACGAAGAACAUGGCCAGCAACACUCAGUUACAAUGAAAAGCAAAUUCGUAUACUAGUUUGUCGUGAAUUCAAAGUAAAAAAUCACUUGAAAGUCGGAGAUACUUGUAUGUUUGUGCUCGUUAAACGUGGAGAAGUGUUUGUUUUCGAUUUCCGAAAAAUAGGAAAGAAGCCGGUCAAGAAUUAUACUCGAGUAAACGAGACUAAUUCGAUCAUAAAGAAGGCCACUCGGUCGACUUCUAACGAUCAUCCUUACUUUACUUCAACUCUCAAGCCUUACACCUUCAGAAAGUCGAUCCUGUAUCUUCCGAUUGACUUUGUGAGAUCAAAUGGUUUGAACAUCGGAAAAAUGAUUCUUAGAGACGAAAAAAGUCGAUCAUGGGAGGUUGUGCUGAGAGAAAUGGGCGGGAGAAAAUUUUAUCUUGGAAUCGGUUUCAGGGCUCUUGUUGUUGCCAAUGGAUUGAAGGAAGGAGACGUUUUCAAGUUUGAGCUCAUUGAAAACAAGAAGAACAAGCCUCCCGUCGUCAACUUUUCUUGCAACGGGAAUUCUCGCAUGCCAAAGGAAGGAGAAGAUGAUCACGCAAGGCCAUACUUCAUUAGCAAAUUGAAAUCCUAUUGCUUACGAAAGACGGCGCCGUUUCUGCAUCUACCGAUUGAGUUUGCGAAGAAGAAUGGCUUAUUAUGUAGCGGAGAAAUGAUUCUUAGAAACGGCGAAGAUGAAAGAUUGUGCAUUGUCGAGUUAAAGAAUCAUAAGAACAAAUACAUUUAUAUAGGACGAGGAUGGAAGGAUUUUUGUGUUGCGAAUGGAUUGAAGGAAGGAGAUUGUUUCAAAUUUGAGAUUGUCGACAAUAUUGACGAAAAGUUGGUCGUGAAUUUUUACGUUUUAAAAAAUCCAUGA
Messenger RNA from Cynara cardunculus var. scolymus (artichoke), 1416 nucleotides. RefSeq names its product B3 domain-containing protein REM17-like. The record is from RefSeq and is a predicted model, not a curated record. The coding region runs from base 1 to 1416 and encodes 471 amino acids. Gene Ontology annotation, molecular function: DNA binding. The transcript has 7 exons. Lineage: Eukaryota; Viridiplantae; Streptophyta; Magnoliopsida; Asterales; Asteraceae.